Messenger RNA from Coccidioides immitis RS, 1294 nucleotides. RefSeq lists its product as uncharacterized. Lineage: Eukaryota; Fungi; Ascomycota; Eurotiomycetes; Onygenales; Onygenaceae. Bases 537 to 830 code for a protein of 97 amino acids. The record is from RefSeq and is a predicted model, not a curated record. The transcript has a single exon.
AUCUUCAGAAGAAAUGGGAAACAACUGGGUCUGUUGUCAUUCUCCAGCUAAUGCACUGAUGGAAUAAUAAGUUACAAGACACCACCACCACAGUACUCACCUGGGUCAACAGCAAAUAUGACAUAUACUACCAUCAUCAGUGAAUGAUGGGAGGUCACAAUAAUUAUGGAUGGUUGAGAACAAUAUAUCACAGUAUUGGCCAACAACUUAUACACCAGGACCCUGCAUACUACCUAUGAUACAUACUGACAAGACCCAAUCACACUUAGAAAUUGAUCUCCUAUCCAUACUACAUCAAGUAUGCUAAGCCAGGGGAUAAAACUGGGUUUUACCAUAUCAAUGUCAAUGUUUCAGAUGCUAUUACUACUGGAAGGGGCAUUAACAUGAUACAAGAAUUCUUGAUCUUAACUGCAGAAGAGUCCAGCAACUUUACAGAAAUCUUGCCAGGAAUGCAUAAUCAUCUAGAGAAUUAGUGGAGACUAGUUGAAGAACAAGACUUAUUUACUGAUGGCUAUGUUCACUGCAUUAAAGAUACAAUGUAUACCAAAGAUGAUAAAAGAAAAUUUGGUAUUAGAUGGACCAACAUCAUUUGCAAACCUGGUGAUGUCCAAAUUACAAGCUCUCUGCUAUCCCAUAGAGCCCAUGGUCCAUGCAAAAAGAUCCAACACACUAUGCUAUUCUGGUAUGUGGCAAUUCAAGAGGACCAUGAACAUCUAGAAGUCAAUAAAGCUGGUACAUGGUUCCAGCUCUCCACUGCAUAUAGAGAUCUAGUUCCAGGGCCUUUGUCUCCAUCCAGUCAUUCAAAUUGUUAUGCAUUGGUUCCAUAUUGAUUCCCUACCACUAUUCAAUUACAAGGCUUAGAAGCUAUAUCAGAUGCUCUGGUAGGACAAAUUAGGUGGAACAACCCCAUGGUAAUUAAGAAACUUGAUAUUCUCUUUGGCCCUGAUAACAAAAAGACUCAGGACUUCAUUAAUAACUGGCACCUAAAGAUCAUGUGAAUUACUCUAGAUGCCAUUGUCAAGACUUACCAAAUUGAAAAGAAAGCUUUUGGUAAUAAAUCCUAUUGGUAUUGUGUGCACAACAACAUUGACUCAGUGUCAGUUCAGCCUUCUCCUUCUUCUGAGAACUUGGUGGAAGAAGAGAAUCAUGAUGAUUACUAUUAGGAAUUGCUGCUAUCACUCUUCUUAUUCUUAUUUUCUAUGUUUUUCCUUACCAGACUGCUCAUUACUAUUUAUUAUUCUCUUAUUUUACUAAAUUGGUUUUAUUUUAUUUUAUAUGUUGCUUGUUGUCAGGG